Molecule: messenger RNA, 1074 nt
Organism: Formica exsecta
Lineage: Eukaryota; Metazoa; Arthropoda; Insecta; Hymenoptera; Formicidae
Exons: 2
Coding region: 1-1074 (357 amino acids)
Source: RefSeq, a predicted model, not a curated record
AUGCUGCAAAAAUUGUGGGAGAUCAAAUUGGAUUGGGAUGAAUCAGUUCCCAUAGACGUUGCCAUCGUGUGGAACAAAUACAAGGAUCAGAUUAAGAGUUUAAACAAUUUCAUCAUUCCUCGGCAGAUCAUUGGAGAAGACGUCACAGGCAUCCAAUUACAUGGCUUCUGUGACGCUAGCGAAACUAGCCUCCUUGGAAAAUUGUACAAAGUUACCAUUAAAUCAAUCAGAAAUGAUUUGGACAAGGUGUUUUUUUGGUCCGAUUCUACGAUCGUACUUCAUUGGCUCCAAACCUCACCACACAAAUUGAAAACAUUCGUUGCAAAUUGCGUCUCACAAAUCCAAGAAAAAACUGAGAAAGGAAGAUGGAGGCACGUGCCAUCACAGUACAAUCCUGCUGACGCUUUGUCAAGAGGACAACUUCCUCACGAAUUCAUUAACAAUAAAAUUUGGCAACAUGGUCCGAGCUGGCUAGCUAAUGAUGAAUCUACUUGGCCGUCUAAUUUGAUACCCACUAUUGAAAUUCCGGAACAACGCCAAAUAGUCGACCUGGCAAAUGUCCUUGACAUUGAUAUCAAUUUGCUAACAAGAUUCUCAUCGUUCAAUAAAAUGAAGAGGAUCAUCGCGUACUGCCUACGUUUUUCUGCUUACUUUCGAUCGCAGAAAAAGGUGGGGGAGGAUCUCAACACGGAAGAAUUAAAAGAAGCCGAAAUGCGCAUUAUAAAACUAGUGCAACUAAGUAACUUCGAAAACGAAUUGCGUAAUCUAAACGGGAAUCGUAUACUAGAUAAGAAAAGCAAUAUGUUAACGCUUAACCCGUAUGUAGACGAGAUCGGAAUACUUCGAGUCGGGGGUCGUUUAAAACACGCGGAAUUAGAAUUCGAUCAAAAACAUCCGAUUUUGUUACCGUCCAACAAUCACAUCACCGAACUAAUAAUUCGCGAAACUCAUGUUAAACUUUGUCACGCCGGGAGUCAAGCUACCUUGUAUGCAAUAAGGCAGAAAUAUUGGCUGUUGAACGGUAGAAAUCAAGUCAAGGGAGUAAUCAGAAAAUGUAUAGUAUGCUCUCACUAA